Heterotrigona itama is the source of this 978-nucleotide messenger RNA. The record is from the annotation of a GenBank genome assembly. Lineage: Eukaryota; Metazoa; Arthropoda; Insecta; Hymenoptera; Apidae.
AUGACCGGUCCAGCACACACUGCUACGAAAGAAACCGACUACUGGAUUAAUCAAUCUAUGCGUGAACAUACCGAUGGACAGAGUGCGCAUUACACGCAUCCAGUAGGACAUCAAAUGGUAAAUCAACAGGUAUAUAUCAAUCCAAAUUACAGCCAAAGCCAGGAUUCAUUGCCUUAUGGCAGCAUCUUGGAGAAUAUUUUGCGUAAUGGAAGGAAAACGGCGGAUUACUUUCACCCCGCUGAAAAUCCAAUGAUACCGACGAAUGCGGAAAAUGUGCCCCCUAUUUGUUGUCAAUAUCCUUCGUGCUCUCCGACUGCGACUAAUGGUGCAUCUCCUACUGUUGGAUGUUCGUCGAACGCUCAAGAACAUAUUCAACAACCACCAGGAUCGCAUAACAGAUACUUAGCGAACUACCAAAGUUAUCCUAUUGCAGUAACUACUUCCAGUAACAACUGCAUGGUCCCAUCGAUGAUGAUACCCAGCGUAGUCGAAAACUAUGAAGUACAGCAAAGAUACGAUGGAUAUACCAAUAAUAAUGAGAAACCGAGCCCAAACAGAACUGAUGAACAAGCGAGCACGAACGAGGAAGCCCAAAAGUAUGUGACUUAUCCGUGGAUGAGAUCUUUCACUAAUGGUGCCACGAACAACAAUGGACAGAAGCGAACUCGUCAAACAUACACCCGAUACCAAACCCUUGAACUAGAAAAAGAAUUCCAUUUUAAUUGUUACCUCUCCCGCAAACGACGGCUAGAAAUAUCCCGAAAUCUCGAUUUAACCGAGCGUCAGGUCAAAAUAUGGUUUCAAAACCGGCGUAUGAAAGCGAAGAAAGCAAACUUAAACGGAUUGAUAAAUUUAAGAAAUAACGUCCAGACGAGUCAGAAUGGUCCCUCUACAUCGAUGAUGUGCGAUGAACCAACUCCUAUGGAACAAGAACAGUUGCACGAUAUGCAUCCUGAUCACUAUAACAAACAGUCAUAA